CGGGGCCUCCUGUGUGCCUCCGUUCUCAGGGGAUUGUGGGAUAGUGGCGGACGGAGCCGGGCGUCUGAGGCCCUGAAGCCGACUGCAAAGCCCGGGAGCCUCGCCGGUGUGGGGAAGGGGGCGGUGGAGGAAGUGGGCCUCGGCUUCCGUCAGCCGUUGCUCAGCACUGCGGCCUGUUCGGACUGCGGAGUAGGACGCCUUCUGUGACCGGCCCUUGCUUUUCCGCAGGGCGCGCCGGGCCGGGGAAACCGGGGCGACUUCCCAGCUGAGGGCCUACGUGGGCCUCGCGACCCCGCCAACCUCCCUCAGACACCUCGCCUGCGGGCCCCGGACCCCCGCCCCACCCGGCCGGCACUGACCCCCGAAACUCUGGAACUCGGCGCGCGAGGGCCCCCCUAGGCCCGAGACGCUUGCGCGAGCCCCGGCGCCAGGGCGAGACCCCGCCGCCGCCCGUCGCCCCUACAUACCGGCUCCCUGAGGAGGGGCCGGAGCCGCCGCCGGCGGGGCGGGGGGGGCGCCCCGAUGAGCCCCGAGUGCGAGGAGCCGCCGCCCCCCCGUCCAGGGCGCCAUGUUUUGGAAGUUUGACCUGCACACGAGCUCGCACCUCGACACGCUGCUGGAGCGGGAGGACCUGAGCCUGCCCGAGCUGCUGGAUGAGGAGGACGUGCUGCAGGAAUGCAAGGUCGUCAACCGAAAGCUGCUGGACUUCCUGCUGCAGCCGCCACACCUGCAGGCCAUGGUGGCCUGGGUCACCCAGGAGCCGCCGGCCAGCGGCGAGGAGCGGCUGCGCUACAAGUACCCCAGCGUGGCCUGUGAGAUCCUGACGUCGGACGUGCCCCAGAUCAACGAUGCACUGGGUGCGGACGAGUCCCUCCUGCACCGGCUUUACGGCUUCCUGCAGAGCAGCGGCAAACUCAACCCGCUGCUGGCCAGCUUCUUCAGCAAGGUCAUGGGCGUCCUCAUCAACCGCAAGACCGACCAGCUCGUGUCCUUCCUGCGGAAGAAGGACGAUUUUGUGGACCUGCUGCUGCAGCACAUCGGCACCUCGGCCAUCAUGGACCUCCUGCUGCGCCUCCUCACCUGCGUGGAGCGGCCGCAGCUGAGGCAGGACGUGGUCAACUGGCUCAAUGAGGAGAAGAUUGUCCAGCGGCUCAUCGAGCAGAUCCACCCAUCGAAGGACGACAAUCAACAUUCCAACGCAUCCCAGUCCCUGUGCGACAUCAUCCGCCUGAGCCGGGAGCAGAUGAUCCAAGUGCAGGACAGCCCGGAGCCUGACCAGCUGUUGGCCACCCUGGAGAAGCAGGAGACGAUCGAGCAGCUUCUGAGCAACAUGUUGGAGGGGGAGCAGAGCCAGUCCGUCAUCGUGAGUGGAAUCCAGGUGCUACUGACGCUGCUGGAGCCCAGGAGGCCCAGGUCUGAGUCUGUGACUGUGAACAACUUCUUCAGCAGCGUGGAUGGGCAGCUGGAGCUUCUGGCCCAGGCAACCCUGGACAACGCCGUGUCCAGCGUGGGGACCCUGCAUGCCCUGCGCCCACGGCUCAGCCGCUUCCACCAACUCCUGCUAGAGCCGCCUGAGCUGGAGCCGCUGCACACGACAUGGGGCACCCUGGCCCCACCGCUGGGCAACACACGGUUGCACGUGGUCAAGCUGCUGGCCAGCGCCCUGAGCGCCAGCGAUGCGGCCCUGACCCAGGAGCUCCUGGCACUGGACGUGCCCAACACCCUUCUGGACCUCUUCUUCCAUUAUGUGUUCAACAAUUUCUUGCACGCCCAAGUGGAGGUGUGUGUGAGCACGAUGCUGAGCUCUGGGCCUCCUUCCAACAGCAGCUCUGACACACCCGCCCAGAACCCUGUCGUGAAACACCUGCUGCAGCAGUGCCGCCUGGUGGAGCGCAUCCUGACCUCCUGGGAGGAGAACGACCGUGUGCAGUCCGCAGGGGGCCCUCGGAAAGGCUACAUGGGCCACUUGACAAGGGUGGCCAACGCCCUGGCGCAGAACUCGGAGAAGGGGCCCAACGCCGAGCAGCUGGGGCAGCUGCUGAAGGAGCUGCCAGAGGACCAGCGGGAGCGGUGGGAGGUGUUCGUGUCGGGACCCCUGGCGGAGACCAACAAGAAGAACACCGUGGACCUGGUGAACACCCACCACCUGCACUCCUCCAGCGACGACGAGGACGACAGGCUCAAGGAGUUCAACUUCCCAGAGGAGGCAGUGCUGCAGCAGGCCUUCAUGGACUUCCAGAUGCAGCGCAUGACCUCAGCCUUCAUCGACCACUUUGGCUUCAAUGACGAGGAGUUCGGGGAGCAGGAGGAGAGCGUAAACGCCCAGUGCUGGGAGGCCCCCUGGAGAGGAAGGGCACCGGCCAAGGAAGACACCACCCCUCCUGGCGGGGGUGGUGACACUCGUGCGCCUUUCGACAAGACGGCCAACAUCACCUUCUCCCUCAAUGCCGACGACGACAACCCCAACGCCAACCUGCUUGAGAUAUGCUACAAGGACCGGAUCCAGCAGUUCGAUGAUGAGGAGGAGGACGAGGAAGAGGGCCAGGGUUCGGGGGGGUCUGAUGGAGAGGAUGGUGCCUGGCAGGGCGGCCAGCUGGCCAGGGGGGCCCGCCUGGGCCAGCCCCCGGGUGUGCGGAGCGGAGGCAGCACAGACAGUGAGGACGACGAGGACGACGAGGACGAUGAGGACGACGAGGAUGGUGACCGGCGGGUGGCCCGUGGCAGGGCUGGGCCCACCUGUCAUCCCAGCCCCGGCCCCCAGCCUCCGGGCCCCAGCUGGACAGCUACCUUUGACGCAGUGCCUGUGGAUGCCCCGACCGGCCCCCAAGCCUGCAGGGAGAAGGAACUGCACUCUGGGCCCCCUGCCCCACAGGAGCCCCGCAGUGGGCCCCUGGACCUCCCUACCCCGAGCCCAGCUGGCCCUGCAGCCCCCAGCACCCUGCAGCUCAGGUCUCAGGAUCCCAUCCCUUCCUCAGCACCUCAGGAAGCCACAGACGGCAGCAAAGUAGCGGAGCCCUCGGCCCCCUGCCAGGCCUUGGUCAGUGUUGGGGACCUCCAGGCCACCCUCAGAGGGACGCACUCCGCCCCCAGCUCCUUGGACAGUGCAACCAGAGACCCUGCUACCUCUGUCCUGGCCCCCAGGGCCCACCAGCACCCCCAGACCACGGAGGGGGUGAAGAGCCCAGAGUCCUUGGGGCUCCCCCGAAGCCAGAGUGCCCUGGCCCUCGAGCCACUUCCGAUGCCCAAUGGCUCUGCCCCAGGAGGGCCGGCGGCCCCGGGCUCCCAGUAACUGCCUGGUCCCAGUGGUGGCAGCCAAAUCCUCCGUACUCCACGUGGACCCUGUCCGGGUGGGGGCAGGGCAGGUUCCGCAGUGGCCCUGUUGCCCCAUCACCCCAUCCCUACCCUACCCACCCCAGGUCCUCUCUGGACUCCCAGGAGGCUGGUGCCAGGGAGACAGGCCCCUCACCCCACCCCCAUUUGCACUGAGAGAAGAAAUUAUGGAGUUUUGUCUCCUAGAAUAGAGUCAAAUAGAGAGAAAGAGAGAGAGAGAGAGACCUAUAUUAUAUAUUAUGUGUGUGUGUAUAUAUAUAUAUAUAUAUAUGUGUGUGUGUGUGUGUAUAUAUAUAUAUACAUAUAUAUAUAUAUAUAUAUAUAUAUAUAUAUAUAUAUCUCGAGGGGGGAGAGAGUGGGUAGGCGGGGAGCCAAAAGGAAGCAGGACUGGGUGGCAGUGGCUUGGACCUUCACCCUGUCCCACUGGGGCUGCUGUGGUGAGGGUCCUGAGGCUGCCACCCACCCUCCCCUCCCACCAUGCCCACACACCCUCCGGUGCAGACGCCCACACCCACACUUGGCCUUUCAGCUCAGGUCCACCUUGGGGGAGGGCCCGAGUGGGGGUCGUGCCUUUGCCCAAAUCCCCUUGCCUCGGACCCUGCACUUUGACCCAGGCUGGGAGCUAAAAGACCCUCCACCUGGCCCAGCCAGCUCUGUGGGAGGGAGCUGGGGGUCCUGGUCCCAGGGGGCCUCCCCAGUGACAUUCCCUUGGGGCCCUCAUGCACUCACUGAGACCCCCCCAUCUCCCAUGGACUCUGGGGUGGGGGUCUGGCUGGGGUCCCCGUCCUACUCCCAAGGGUCUGGGGUCCAGCCCAGCUGCCAAGUGACCUUGUCCCAGCUCCCUCUCCCCAGGCUGGCGUGAGUGUGCGCGUGUUUGUGCCGAGCUUCUGUUUCAUAUUGCAAAUAUAAACAAAUAAAGGAAGACAGUUUAAGACUC
This is a messenger RNA of Lagenorhynchus albirostris (white-beaked dolphin), 4267 nucleotides long. RefSeq names its product protein phosphatase 6 regulatory subunit 1 (gene PPP6R1). NCBI's taxonomy places the organism in Eukaryota, Metazoa, Chordata, Mammalia, Artiodactyla, Delphinidae. The transcript is spliced from 25 exons. Gene Ontology annotation, molecular function: protein phosphatase regulator activity; protein phosphatase binding. The record is from RefSeq and is a predicted model, not a curated record. Gene Ontology annotation, cellular component: cytosol; nucleus. The coding region runs from base 569 to 3289 and encodes 906 amino acids.